Molecule: messenger RNA, 1666 nt
Organism: Pteronotus mesoamericanus
Lineage: Eukaryota; Metazoa; Chordata; Mammalia; Chiroptera; Mormoopidae
Gene: FNDC10
Product: fibronectin type III domain containing 10
Exons: 1
Coding region: 1-708 (235 amino acids)
Source: RefSeq, a predicted model, not a curated record
AUGCGCGCUCCGCCGCCGCCGCCACCGCCGCCGCUGCUGCUGCUGAUCCUGCUGCUGGCCUCCUGCACGCCGCCCGCCUGCGCAGCGGCCGCCCCGACGCCCCCGGGCUGGGAGCCGGGGGCCGACGCGCCUUGGUGCCCCUACAAGGUGCUUCCUGAGGGCUCAGAGGCGGGAGGCGGGCGCCUGUGCUUCCGCAGCCCUGCGCGCGGCUUCAGCUGCCAGGCGCCCGGCUGCGCGGUGCACGCCUCGGCCGGGCACUUGCUGCGCGCCAGCGUCCUGCGCAACCGCAGCGUGCUGCUGCAGUGGCGCCUGCCGCCGGCCCAGGCGCUCCGCGUGCGCGCCUUCGCGCUCAACUGCUCGUGGCGCGGCGCCUACACGCGCUUCCCCUGCGAGCGCGUGCUGCUCGGCGCCUCCUGUCGCGACUACCUGCUGCCCGACGUGCACGACGGCGUGCGCUACCGUCUGUGCCUCCAGCUGCUGCCCCUGCGCGCCGAGCACGCCGCCGCCGCCCCGGAGCCCUCUGGGCCCACCGAAUGCGUGGAGUUCGCCGCGGAGCCGGCUGGCAUGCGAGAGAUCGUUGUGGCCAUGACGGCGGUGGGCGGCUCCAUCUGCGUCAUGCUCGUGGUCAUCUGCCUGCUCGUGGCCUACAUCACAGAGAACCUCAUGCACCCGGCCUUCGGGCGCCCGGGCCUGCGCAGGCAGCCCUGAAGCUGGAGGUGGCCACCUGCUGGGGCUCUAUCCACCGACAAAUGCCAGGGAGGACCCAGGCCCACUCUCCCCCCCUGGCUCCUGCUGCCUUCUUAGGAGCGCCGCGCAGGGCCUGCUGGAGAUGCGUAGGGCACCGGCUGGCCUGCUCCAGGGCCUUGGAGUCAUCGAAGGACUUUACCAGCCCGGCGUCCGCUUCCCAGAAUCCAGUUUGGAACUGUCCCUUGGGCCUGAGCAGAGGUGCCAGCCGCAUCGAGGGCUCUUUCUGCUCUCCAGAGGCCUUUAUAGGGGCCGUCAGGACACAGAGCCCCUUCUCCUGAGAGCCACUAGCACGCCGGGUCACCACCCUGCCCCUGCAGCCUGUGCCAAGCUGGAAAACCCAGGCUGUCGUCAUUGCUUGGCCACUGUGCGCUUUGCCAGCUCCAGGCCCCCUUGGAGCUCCUCCUCGUCCCACCGCACCCCCGCGGGCCUAGGUUGGCUUUGUGCCUUCGUGUCUCCGGCCCGCUGCGGGAGCCGGCCACCCCGUCCCGCCAUGUCCGAGGGCGUCUGUUGCCCUGAGAUGGGCGGGCGGGCUGUCUUUCCGGCUAGGGUCCUCCUGGGGACCCCCGCUUCAAGCUUUCCAGGAGCCUUUGUAAACUGCGUCCCGCCAUGUGUCCCUGCGGGGGUGUAUGAGGAGCGGGGAGCCAGGAUGCAGUGCGGGCGCGGGGCUUGGCUUCUCGCUGCUGCAGGGUGAGUGUUCUCUGACCCUUGGGGGAGGCUGGUCGUUCUCCAGGGCAGGGUGCCCUCCCCCCCGUUUUCAUUUUGCAGCGCUGCCUCUCAGGAGGACUCGCCUUGGGGAGCACGGCAGGUGGCUAGGAAGUGGGAGCCCGGAGGCGGAGGGCGGCCUUGCACGGCGGUUGGGAUCCCAGGCCUCGGCCACAGCACGCAGACAGCACGCCCUCCUGGGCUGGGGGCCCGGGGG